GAGGGCGGCCACGUGGAGUACGUUCCGCUGCCUGGGCAGCCCAACGUUGAUGAUGAGACCUGCGAGUUGCCUGCGAAGGGCACUCGCAGCACAGUGUAUGAGUUCCAGAGCUCAACGGAGGCCGGCAAGCUGUACCAGGUCAAGAAAAAGAGGCGGGAGAUGGAGAAGAUCAGCACGGUCUUCGUUCGCAGCAUGACGGAGGGCGGCUGGACGGGCUGGACACAGCUGCUCCAGCAUCAGGACAGCAUGUGUCCCGAGGCCGUGCAAGGCCAUCUAGGAGUACGGCCCUCAGCGUCACGGGCGGCGGAGAUCGUGAUCACAGAGUGCAUGAAGGUCAUGGUGAAGACUGGCCGUGGCUCCAAGGCCGAGGGCAAGAUAGUCAAGCAGGAGGUGCUGUCCGCGCUGGGCAUCGCCGACGCGGAGUGA
Molecule: messenger RNA, 426 nt
Organism: Prorocentrum cordatum
Lineage: Eukaryota; Dinophyceae; Prorocentrales; Prorocentraceae
Source: the annotation of a GenBank genome assembly